Parasteatoda tepidariorum (common house spider) is the source of this 2188-nucleotide messenger RNA. It is a transcript of the gene mRpL38, whose product is annotated as mitochondrial ribosomal protein L38. Gene Ontology annotation, cellular component: mitochondrial large ribosomal subunit. The record is from RefSeq and is a predicted model, not a curated record. NCBI's taxonomy places the organism in Eukaryota, Metazoa, Arthropoda, Arachnida, Araneae, Theridiidae.
AGAGAAGUAGUCAAAAGCGUUUUAUUUAAACAAAAACAAAUAUUAAACAUGUCGGCUGUGUAUGCCGCUGGGAAAACUUUAAAAACUUCUGUUACGAAGCAGCGGAUCAAAAAUAUUUUUCUAAAUUUUACACGAGCUAAAGAAUCAAGGUUUUUGGGUUACUAUAAACAUAAAAUUUCUACUCCAGUUUUUAGAGAACGAGAGGCUCAUUAUCGUGAGACUGUCUUAAAACCAUUAGAAGAGAUACCUUCUUUAAGUCAAAGACUAGCUGAAAUUAAUGCACCUGAUCCUGUUUUGGACAAGAAAGUUGAUAUUGGUUUUCCAAAAGAAAAGCAUAGAAAGGUGACAAUCAAGGAUAGAUUAACAAGAAGAAAAAAUAUAGCUGAACUUUCAGAUGAAAUAGAUUUAGAUCAAAUUCAAAAUGAUUGGAUGAUGUUUGAUGGACCCACUCAUUUACAGAAUAUUGCAGAUCAUUAUGGCAUUUUUAAACAUCUCUAUGACCAUGGAUUUUUUACACCAUGCUUGCCUUUGCGUGUAUCAUAUGAUUAUGAUGAAGAUAGUGUCAGCCCUGUCUACAUGGGGAAUAUUUUGCAGGCUUCAGAUGUUGUAACCGUCCCUCAUGUUUCAUUCAAAAGUAAUCCUGAAGAUUUAUGGUCACUUGUUCUUACUAAUCUUGAUGGUCAUUUGCUUGACCCAAACUCUGAAUAUUUACAUUGGUUCAUAGGAAAUGUUAAAGGUGGUGAUCUAAAGUCAGGUGAAACUGUGUGUGAUUAUUUAAGACCUUUUCCAAUGAGAGGGACUGGAUAUCACCGAUUAGUCUUUGUUUUGUACAAACAAAAUAAAGUAAUUGAUUUUUCACAAUUGAAAAGAGCAUCUCCAUGUUUAAAUCUGGAAGAAAGAACGUUUAAAACAUUUGAUUUUUACAAGGAACAUCAGGAUUUUUUAACUCCAGCUGGGUUGGCUUUUUAUCAAUGUACAUGGGAUGAAUCUUUGACUGAUUUCUUUCAUAAUGUUCUUAACAUGCAAGAGCCUGUUUUUGAAUACAUUGAGAAACCUAUGUAUUACAAACCUCAAGUUCAAUUUCCUCAUAUGGAAUAUUUCAAUUUAUACCUGGACAGAUACAGAGACCCCAAAGAAGUGAAGAAAGAAGUACUUCUAAAGCGUCUGAAAACAGUUGAUCCAUUCAAAGAAGAACCUCCUAUGCCAAAAUACCCAUGUCUUCAUAAACCAGACAACUAUCGCUUUAGCUGGCAGAGGUUGGAUAUUUUGAAAGAAAGAUUAAGACAAGGGAAAUAUCGAGACUUAAGGCCUCAUUCAGUUUAUCCUCAGGAGGAUGAUAACCAUAAAAAAAACUAUAAAACCUGAUUUAUGUAAAUAGUCACUGUUAAUAAAAAAUUACGCUUGUGUAAUGUGCUUUACAAAAUGUUAUAAUUUUUUGUGAAUUGUCUAUUAAAAUGGAAUUAUAGGUAUUAUGUUUAUUUUUUCUUAGUGGGCCACAGAGUACAACCCUUAAAAUUUAUGCAUGUAAUAUGAUGUAUUGAACAGUUUAAGUUUAAACGAUCUUUAAAAAUUAUUUAUAUUUUCAACUUACAAACCACUAUUAUUAUUUUUAAAUUUAUAAAAUAAUUGAGAUUUGAGCUUAAAAAUUUUUUUUUUAAGUUCUAAGAUUAUUCAAAAUUUUUAUACAAACUGAAAAAGCAAAAUUAUCAAAUUUAAUUUUUAGACAAAGUUAAAGUAGUAUUAAUGUUUGUAGUUGACAUUCUGAAUUUUAUUUUUCUUCCUUAUCUUUCCCUUAAACUAUAUUAAACUGUUAGGUUAAUAGAAAUAAAAAAAAUAGUUAAUCGAAAUCUACCUUUGUAAUAAUUGUAUAAUGUUUUUCCUGCUUAAGUCUAAGUUAAUCAUAUUUAUAUUAUUAUUAUUAAAUUUUUUAUUUUAUUUAUUAUUUUUCUGCUUAAUGCCAUGGAGACAAAGCUGUUAAAUAGGAAAAAUAUACAUAAAAGUAUGAGAGGAUUAAGAAGAGAUAUUGUUUUGCCCUAAUUAUGGUAAACUUUGAAAAUUACUAUGGAAACCUUCAAAAGUUACAGUGGUUAACAUUUUUUAGAGAAAGUUAAAAAUUCGCCCCUACAAAUCAGAAUUAUGUUACAUUCACUGCUUUAUAUAUUUGUUAAUAAAGGUGUUUUAAAAUAAA